Molecule: messenger RNA, 1992 nt
Organism: Trichobilharzia regenti
Lineage: Eukaryota; Metazoa; Platyhelminthes; Trematoda; Strigeidida; Schistosomatidae
Source: the annotation of a GenBank genome assembly
AUGGCAGCCCAACCAGAAACCCUUAAAUUUAGUCAACAAUGGAUAAGGGAUUUAUCAGAUGGUGCAUUUAAUUCUAGGAGACAUUCAAGUCGGAGUCCAACCGAAGAUGUCAUUUCGAGCAGGUGUCCUGUGUCGUCGUCAAACUGUAUGCAAAAACACUCGUCUAAAAGCAUAGAUGUUUCUAGCUUGGCUCGUGGGGAUAGAAAGCAAGAUUUGGUUUCAGAUAAUGUCGGACAGCCCGUAUGGUCCGGAGAGUCUGUGCGUUCUACUGAGUCGGGAUGCGAUGCAGAUAGGCAAGGACAGUCUUCUGGAGAGCCAUCGAAACGCUACUCACAAUGCAUGUCAUCUAAUUCAGUGUAUGCUCGAAAUCGCGAUGCAAACCAAACUGUUAAUUCUACCAGUCAAUGUGAUGAUGUCAGCAAGCACACGGUACAGUGGAGCAAUAAGUCAACUUUAAUUCCCCCUGAACCGUGUUGGCACAUUCACUCGGAUUCGACAGAUGUUAUGCUGCCCAGCAAAACAGGGGAUCCUAUGCGUUUGGGUACAUCAGCUCAUUCUGUUUCCUCACCAAGUACAGGAUCUUCUGAAGUGCCUUAUGUGGGGUCUUCUAUUCUUUCUGGGAACCCAUCAGUUGUAAACAAUCCUACGUUGAACAUAACCCCUAACCCACUUAAUGAUGGUAUGGCAGCUUCACAGUCAUAUGGCAAUAAUAAUACUGAUCCAUAUGGCCAAGGUAAACGGGCUGUUAGCGCUUAUUAUGGAGUCAAGGAUCCGGAAAAGAUCUUGGACUCCAGUAUGAAUCCAAAUACAAUUUGGAUGCAACAGCAUAUUUGGUCAAAAUCAGUCCCGCAGCAUUUACAUGGUCUUAAUCCUACUGAUUCUGUAUCUAACUCAGUAUCGAAUUUUUGUGGAGUUUCCACCACAGAAACAAGUCGGCAUACAAGCUCAAGUGUUCCCGAUGUCGACAACAUACACAAUUUCUUCCCAAGACUACCUGCAUUUGAUAGAGUUGUUCAGUCGAAUUCAAAUCAUCCGUAUUCACUGCCAUCCAAUACAGUCCAGAAUCCAUCAAACAUAAUGGAUGAUGAAAGAGGUUUCAUGAGACCUGAUGGAUCAGAUCACCCAGAUGAACAUAUGUGGUUAUAUGAAGAUCCCCAAGGUCGAACACAAGGUAGUUUUAGUGAUGCUCAGAUGAAUGAAUGGCUUAUGGCUGGGAUUUACUUUACUCCAACUCUUCGUAUACGACGUAAAUGUGAUGACACAUUUUCUACUCUAGCUAGUUAUACCCAACUAUUUGAACGUGUUCCUUUUGUUCCUGGCCCUCGAAUACCUCCCAUCCAAGGAGGAAUUAAUCAGGCUAUGCUAUCAUUUUCUAAUUCUUCUUGUUUGAAUAAAAUCAAUGUCAAAAGCUCAGAAAAUGCUCCCGUAGAUUUGACAUCGUGCGGUAAUUCUAAUAGUCACGAUCAUUGUGAAGGUAAUCUAGUGAAUCCAGGUAUCAUUGGGACUAAUUCAGUAUUGUUAUCAGAAUCACAGCGCCAGUUAUAUCAACAUCUUACAGAUUUCCAGACAACUGCUUCUAAUAUCACAACCAAUGCUAGUGGAACAUCGCUUUCUUCAAGUCAGAUUAGUGAAGAGAGUUUGCACAAUAUGAAACUCAGAAAUCCUCUGUAUGGUGUAAGUAAUACAUCUGCUCCAGUUAGUACACCAAUCUCCUUGUUAAACAAUUCGAUCAGUAAUUUGAGACUUGGUGAUUCCACGGAAGCUGACUUUAAAUCUGUAUUAGACAACUCUCAUAAUCUACAGCAGCAAAGGCAGCCGGUGACUUCAGCCUCGAAUUUCAUGAACUUAUCUUCUUUAGCGUCAUUGAACCAGUCUUUCCCAUCUUUUAAUUUUCAAUUACCUGUUAGACCUCAGGCUGAAAAUGGGACUACUAUCGAUGGUCUCACCGCAACAGCUAACUCAUUUCUGUCCCUGGUUUCUGGUCCAUUUUAA